AACGCUUGAGGGCGUAAAUAACACUACUAAUCGCACAUGGUUCCAAUUUCUGAUUCUGGACUGGUCUGUUUCGUCAGUGGAAAGGCCUGUAAUUUGCCAGGAAAUGGCUGAAAAGUUGAAGGCGAUCAGGGAGAAGUCCAAACAACGAAGAGCUUUACUUGCACAAACGUUGAAUGUAACAGAUGCCAAUCAACUGAGCAGCGUUCUGAGCAGUAAAGAGGAACUGGAAACAAGAAGUAGUCUUGUCACACCCAAGGACGACCCCACCAGCACAAGCACAGCAACAUGUGUCACCUCCAGCCCUCCAACAAAGCGUAGACUUGCAGGGGAUGCAGCUGAGGCGUUGACUGCCAGGAAAGAGACCCCUACUAAGGACAACCCAGAGGAAGAUGAAGAUGACAGCUUGGUGGAGAAGGUCUAUAAGGAUUCCAGCACAUUCCUUAAGGGAACUCAAAGUGCAAAUCCCCACAAUGACUACUGCCAACAUUUUGUGGACACAGGUCAGCGGCCACAAAACUUUAUUCGGGAUGUGGGACUUGCUGACCGAUUUGAGGAGUACCCCAAGUUGAAGGAACUCAUCCGUCUGAAAGAUGAGCUGAUAGCACGGACCAACUCCCCACCAAUGUACCUGCACUGUGACCUAGAGACCUUUGACCUUGCAGAGUUGAAUCACAAGUUUGACGUCAUAUUGGUGGACCCACCUUUAGAGGAGUACCGACAUCGACCUGGUGUCAUGACCAACCAGAAGUUUUGGAGCUGGGAUGAGAUUAUGCGUCUGGAGAUUCCAGCAGUGGCAGCUCACCGUUCCUUCAUCUUCCUUUGGAUAGGGACCCUGGAGGGCCUGGAUAAGGGGCGGCAGUGUCUGGCUGACUGGGGCUUCAGAAGAUGUGAAGACAUCAGCUGGAUUAAGACAAAUGCCAAGAACCCCGGUAGUGUCAGUCUGGAGACCAACGCCAUCCUGCAGAGAACUAAGGAACAUUGCCUGAUGGGUAUCAAGGGCACAGUGCGACGUUCCACGGAUGGGGAUUUCAUCCACGCCAAUAUUGACCUCGACGUGAUCAUAACGGAGGAACCCGAACCGGGUUCCUUGGAUAAACCUGAAGAAAUCUUCCACAUCAUUGAGCAUUUCUGCUUAGGGCGGAGGCGGCUGCAUAUAUUUGGCUCGGACAGCACCAUUAGACCAGGUUGGUUGUCCAUUGGACCAAAGAUCACCAACAGCAACUUUGUCCAAGAGACCUACGAGAGCUACUUCAACAAGUCUCCCACAGACUACCUCACGGGCUGCAGCGAGGAGAUUGAACGGCUCCGCCCAAAGUCCCCGCCCCCGAAGAUCAAAGGUGGGGCUGCGGGGCGGGGUGGGCAGGGUGGCCGUGGCGGGCAAGGAGGGCGUGGCGGACAAGGUGGGAGAGGGGGACCAGGAGGGGCUCAAGGGGGCUGGCAAGGGGGGGGGAGGGGCGGAGGGGUUGGCGGGAGGGGCAGGGGGGGCGGNGGGCGUGGCGGACAAGGUGGGAGAGGGGGACCAGGAGGGGCUCAAGGGGGCUGGCAAGGGGGUGGGAGGGGCGGAGGGUUUGGCGGAAGGGGCAGGGGUGGCGGUCCGGGAAAGGGCAGGGGAUUCCAAGGCAGGGGUGGUUUUUAA
Messenger RNA from Acanthaster planci (crown-of-thorns starfish), 1636 nucleotides. RefSeq names its product methyltransferase like 14 (gene mettl14). NCBI's taxonomy places the organism in Eukaryota, Metazoa, Echinodermata, Asteroidea, Valvatida, Acanthasteridae. Gene Ontology annotation, cellular component: RNA N6-methyladenosine methyltransferase complex; nucleus. The record is from RefSeq and is a predicted model, not a curated record. Gene Ontology annotation, molecular function: mRNA binding. Gene Ontology annotation, biological process: mRNA modification.